Messenger RNA from Anisakis simplex (herring worm), 510 nucleotides. NCBI's taxonomy places the organism in Eukaryota, Metazoa, Nematoda, Chromadorea, Rhabditida, Anisakidae. The record is from the annotation of a GenBank genome assembly.
AUGAUUGGACAUCAGGGAGGACCAGGUUCAAUUUUGAAUAGCCAGAGUGGUCCAGGUUCNUCUGAAAUCAUUCAGUGUCGUUCGGACAUGAAUCCGGCAUCUGUGGGACCUGGUAAUUUGGCAGUUCCAAUGACACCGCUCGCCGGGGAGAACUUUCAACCGGCUUCGAACAUCCCAACAGUGGCCACUAUGGCACCACAAACACCAGCCUCACAACUCAUCGACGUUCCAUCGCCAGCAUUGCAGAAUAUCGUUUCGACCGUUAAUUUAGGUGUAGCACUGGAUCUGAAGAAGAUAGCGUUGCAUGCACGCAAUGCCGAAUACAAUCCGAAACGGUUCGCUGCCGUAAUUAUGCGCAUUCGUGAACCGAGAACAACUGCACUGAUAUUCUCAUCCGGUAAAAUGGUGUGCACCGGUGCCAAAUCUGAGGAAGCCAGCAGACUUGCUGCUCGAAAGUAUGCAAGGAUAGUGCAGAAAUUGGGUUUUAAUGCGAAAUUCACGGAAUUCAAA